AAUUCCCAUCUUUAAUGAGUGGUCCUAUUAUAAAAAUUAUCAACCCCAAACUUGGCCAAGAUAAACUACUAUCUUAAUUCACUUCAGGCUCAGGCCUUCGUUACGAGGUGAGGAUCUGAAAAAUGGAGAUUAAACAUCUUCAAAUGGAAGGUGGAGAAAUUUCUCCAUCUAAAAAAGUAAUUGAGUGGUCAAUAUCUGGAUCUAAGCUCAAGAUAGCGGACCACUACUCCCACGGGCUCGGCGUCGUCGGCACCGACGAGAUCCCCCGGCGGUCGGAGCUCGUCGUCCUUCCGAACCACGCGCACCUUCGCUUCUGCCGAGACCCCGAGUCCGAUGGCGGUGGCAAGGGCUCUGAUUCCGUUCUGAGACGUCCCGGUCAUUUUAAUAUAUUCGGAGUUAUCUUUCCCAAAUUCAGCAACCAAUGGCCAAUUUACUUGACAAUCUAUCGAGGUAAGCUUGGGGGGUCCUGGAUUGGAAGAUGGCCGCUUAGCUGCCUUACAAGGACUUCUUUCGACUGACAAGGAAACAGUACUGUGGCAUGAUUCGAACGCUCUAAUGCCAUUGUCAGAGGAAGCUCCUUUAGGAGUGUCUUCAACUGUUAUUUCCCUCUCUGUCAUUACACUGGAGCACUUCCCCACAAAGAUAAUGGAGGUUGAAUCCAUUUUGAAAGGGAAUGUUUCCAGUUCAACAGGACUGUCCGUCCAAUUCAGGAUGCAAAAGAAGUUGAUGAUCAUAGAUGUGAUGCAAAAGCUUACUCAGAGAGUUCAGAUGCUAUUGAAGGACAAAUUCACUACCCCAAGUUAGUAUGUUUUUACUGUCAAUGGCUGUAAUCUAAACUCUCCCAACUUAUGAAUUGCCUUGGUGGAUUAUCACUCUCUUCUUUGUUAGCAAGCUUCCAUGGAAAGAGCUUUUUCUGUAUUUUGUUGCUUCACAUGUUAACUUGGACAAUUAUAUCGUUCCAUCCAGCAACUUCCAGCAUGUUGCUAUUCUCCCA
Messenger RNA from Phoenix dactylifera (date palm), 994 nucleotides. The record is from RefSeq and is a predicted model, not a curated record. Lineage: Eukaryota; Viridiplantae; Streptophyta; Magnoliopsida; Arecales; Arecaceae.